Molecule: messenger RNA, 1026 nt
Organism: Microthlaspi erraticum
Lineage: Eukaryota; Viridiplantae; Streptophyta; Magnoliopsida; Brassicales; Brassicaceae
Source: the annotation of a GenBank genome assembly
AUGCAAGCGGAGAUGGAAUUCGUGAAGUUCUUGGGGAAAGGUUCGUUCGGUUCCGUCGAUCUCUUCAGAUACCGUAAACCCGACGGCUCGAUGUCCUACAACGCCGUAAAGAUCUCAGACGUUCUUCACUACGAAUCACUCCAGAGAGAGUUUCAGACUCUUAGAAAACUCAGAGGAAACCCUAGAAUCGUUCACUGUCUUGGAGACUCUUUGUUUGAAGAUUUCAAUUGCCACGGAAACAAAGUCUACAAGAUGGUGAUGGAGUACGCAGGUGACGGAACCCUAACUUCUUUCAUGGAACGAAACAGAAAAUUAUCGGAUACGAUCAUCAAAGACUUCACACGCAUGAUUCUACAAGGAUUGGUCUCGAUUCAUAGCCAUGGUUAUGUCCACUGCGAUCUUAAACCGGACAAUCUCCUUCUCUUUCCACGGUACGAUGAAAAAACUUGGGACUGUUCAUACGAUUUAAAGAUUUCGGAUUUUGGUGUGUCGAUAAAGGCCGGAGAAGAAUCUGAUUACUGGGGAAUCGAUUCUCCGUUUGUUGGAACACCUAUCUAUAUGUCUCCCGAGUCAGUCCAAUACGGUACCGUUGAGAAAGCCCUAGAUUUGUGGUCGCUCGGUUGCAUAGUAUUGGAGAUGUAUAUCGGUAAGCAGCCAUGGUCAGGGGUUGAGUUUGAAGAUCUUGAAUCUCAUCUGGUGGACAACAACGCACCAGAGAUUCCGGAUACGGUGCCUUGUGAUGCAAGAAAGUUUUUGGAAAAGUGUUUUGCAAGUAAACCUGAUGAAAGAAGUAGCGCUUCGGAGUUGUUGUUGCAUCCGUUCUUGACCGGAGAGAAGAUAAUGGCCGCCGGUGGAGAGAGAAAGCCGCUGUUGUUGAAGUUGAAGAGGCCCUUGAAGUUGGAGACUAUUCCAGUAAAGCCACCACAGUUUAAGAAAGUUAGGAUCAAACCAUUGAAGGUGAAGGUGAAGGUGAAGAUUAUACCUCCGAGAACCAUUCCAGUUUCCAAUUUCGUUCAUGUUCAGUAG